AUGGGGACGAUGUCCUCUUCUAUUUCCCAGACCCUGGCCCAAGCCUUGUUUAUACCCCAGGGGUUGCCUGCUAACAUGGUCACGGCAGAUAAGUCAGCACCAACGGCACGCAAAGUCACGACCAAGAUGAAACACGUCUCCCCUCACUCAAUGAAUCAGGCCUUGCCUGAAUUGACUGACACGUUUGAUGCAAUCCCAGAUGGCACGAUACUGCGACCAGAAAACGGAAACGGGCACGGGCCCGAGAGGAAGGGUCGGACAGCGACCAGAGUCAGGGGUCUGAGUUAG
Molecule: messenger RNA, 288 nt
Organism: Pelobates cultripes (western spadefoot toad)
Lineage: Eukaryota; Metazoa; Chordata; Amphibia; Anura; Pelobatidae
Source: the annotation of a GenBank genome assembly